Erigeron canadensis is the source of this 1457-nucleotide messenger RNA. Its product is annotated as delta(12)-fatty-acid desaturase FAD2-like. The record is from RefSeq and is a predicted model, not a curated record. Gene Ontology annotation, biological process: lipid metabolic process. Gene Ontology annotation, molecular function: oxidoreductase activity, acting on paired donors, with oxidation of a pair of donors resulting in the reduction of molecular oxygen to two molecules of water. The transcript has a single exon. Bases 73 to 1221 code for a protein of 382 amino acids. NCBI's taxonomy places the organism in Eukaryota, Viridiplantae, Streptophyta, Magnoliopsida, Asterales, Asteraceae.
CUUUAUAUUUUCUCAAGUAGUAAUUAAUUUCAUAUCUUUGUAGGUAGUAAAUCUAUCUAUUUCCAUAAAAUCAUGGUGGCUAAUGGUCAUGAUGAUCUAGAUGUUAAGAAGCAAUCCGAAACACAAGUUAUCAGAAGAGCCCCAACCUCAGAACCUCCAUUUACAUUAGCAGAUAUCAAGAAAGCCAUCCCACCUCAUUGUUUCGAAAGAUCCUUAAUUCGAUCGUUUUCAUAUGUAAUAGCUGACCUUGCGGCAGCCUCUCUUUUUUACUACCUUGCCACGACUUAUAUUCCACAGCUACCGCACCCUCUUCCUUACGUUGCUUGGCCCGUAUAUUGGUACUUUCAAGGAUGUGUGUUUAUGGGUCUGUGGCUUAUCGCUCAUGAAUGCGGUCACCAUGCUUUUAGUGACCAAGUAUGGGUUGAGGACACUGUAGGGUUUAUCAUCCACACAUGCCUUUUAACACCUUAUUAUUCUUGGAAAAUUAGCCACCGUAGGCACCACGCUAACACCGGUUCCCUUGAGCGUGAUGAGCUAUAUGUCCCUAAGACAAAAUCAAAAUUGGGUGCCUCGGCGUUUUACCUAGACAACCCUGUUGGCCGAACUCUAACCCUUUUUGUGAAACUCACAAUAGGUUUCUACAUGUAUUUGACGGUCAAUGCUUCUGGGAGACCUUAUGAUAAAUUUGCAAGCCAUUAUGAUCCAAGAAGCCCGAUUUAUCAAGAAAAUGAGCGGGUCCUGAUUCUGUUUUCUGAUAUCGGGCUAAUUGCCUUUUCUUACAUGCUAUACAAAUUGGCGAUGAUUCAAGGGUUCGGUUGGCUUUUCUGUGUCUAUCUGGGCCCGUUGAUAGUGAGAAACGCGUAUCUUGUUACCAUCACAUACCUUCAACACACUCAUCCUUCUUUGCCCCACUACGACGACUCGGAGUGGAACUGGAUGAAAGGUGCGUUCACGACAGUUGACAGGGAUUACGGAGUUCUAAACAAGGUGUUCCAUAACAUCACGGAUACACAUGUGCUACACCAUUUGUUCUCAUACAUCCCUCAUUAUCAUGCCAUGGAAGCCACCAAUGCCAUCAAACCAAUUCUUGGAGAGUUUUAUCAAAGCGAUAGUACCCCAUAUUACGUGGCGUUAUGGAGAGAAUCAAAGAACUGUAUGUUUGUCGAGCCUGACAAGAGUGACGAUCGGAAAGGAAUUUACUGGUACAGUCGUAAAUACUGAACAAGAGAUCGAUAUGCCUCAUAAGUACUACUGAUCGAAAGAGGCAAUUAAUUAAUGGAAUCCUAUCUUAAUUAUAUUUUAUAUAUAUAUAUAUUUGCUAUGCAUGAUGAAUUAAUAGAUGUUGUGAGCUUAGUUUGUAUGUGUUCUUAUUUUCAAUAUGAUCUAUGUAACUUGUUCAAUUAGGCAAAUGGUAUUAUCAAUAAAAAUCUAUAAUAUGAUUAAAAGUCCUUAAUUAA